UUCUGGCCAUUUUCAGGUGAUAGAAGCCUGUAUUUUCAGAGAUCUUGUCUGCCCUCAUCCUUCCUCAGUUCGCUGUCACUGUUCCUGUGCUCAUCGUUGGUUAUAGUAGACCCCAGAACGUGUGCCCUGAAGAGAAUGUUCCAGACCAACGCUGUCAUGCUGAGUGCCCUCUCCUUGGCUUACUUGCUGAGUCUUCAGGAAGCUGGGGCCAUCCAGGCGGACCAUGUAUCAACUUAUUUGGCAUUUACACAAACACACAGACCCUCAGGGGAGUAUAUGUCCCAGUUGGAUGGGGAUGAGGUGUUCUACGUGGACCAGGACAAGAGGGAGACAAUCUGGAGUCUGGAGGAGUUUGGGCAUGCCUUUUCCUUUGAUGCUCAAGGUGCUCUGCAGAACUUUGCCGUAGUAAAGUCAUACCUGAAUGUCCUGACGCAGCGUUCCAACCACACCCAGGCCUCCAACGAGCCUCCUGAGGUGACCGUGUUUCCAAAGAAGUCCGUGGAGCUGGGCCAGCCCAACGUCCUCAUCUGCCACAUGGACAAGUUUUUCCCUCCGGUGCUCAAUGUGACGUGGCUGCGCAACGGACAGCCGGUCACUGACGGUGUUGCUGAGAGCCUUUUCCUGCCUACCACAGAGUUCAGAUUCCACAAGUUCCUGUACCUGACCUUCGUGCCCUCAGCCGAGGAUGUCUAUGACUGCAGGGUGGAGCACUGGGGCCUGGAAGAGCCACUCCUUAUGCAUUGGGAGGCCCAGGAGCCGGUCCUGGUGCCUGAGACGACGGAGACUGUGGUCUGUGCCCUGGGCCUGGUGCUGGGCCUGGUGGGCAUCAUCGUUGGUACCGUCUUCAUCAUAAAGGCCCUGCGUUCCAGUCGUGACCCCCGGACCCAGGGGCCCCUGUGAGUUAUUGCAGAGGUGAGGAUCUUGGGUACAGUCAGA
Molecule: messenger RNA, 936 nt
Organism: Tupaia belangeri chinensis (Chinese tree shrew)
Lineage: Eukaryota; Metazoa; Chordata; Mammalia; Scandentia; Tupaiidae
Product: HLA class II histocompatibility antigen, DP alpha 1 chain
Exons: 4
Coding region: 136-900 (254 amino acids)
Biological process (GO): immune response; antigen processing and presentation
Cellular component (GO): MHC class II protein complex; membrane
Source: RefSeq, a predicted model, not a curated record